This is a messenger RNA of Clupea harengus (Atlantic herring), 3915 nucleotides long. RefSeq names its product aminopeptidase N-like. Gene Ontology annotation, molecular function: metalloaminopeptidase activity; peptide binding; zinc ion binding. Gene Ontology annotation, cellular component: cytoplasm; plasma membrane. The record is from RefSeq and is a predicted model, not a curated record. Lineage: Eukaryota; Metazoa; Chordata; Actinopteri; Clupeiformes; Clupeidae. Gene Ontology annotation, biological process: peptide catabolic process; proteolysis.
GACUCCCGGCAGCUCUGUCCUGUGCUUAACGGGCCAUGAAAGGACAGUUGAAGGUCUGGAAAAGGGGCAUAAACAUGCAUGUGCCCUCCCCUGCUCUGUCCGUUAGAUUCUGGGCCAGGUGAUGAGGGAGAAGGAUAAUUCACUUUGACAGGCGUCUGAGAGUUUGCCUAAGUGGAAGUGUCUUGCAGAUUGUCUUCCCAGCUGCUUCAUUUUUACCUUCGUAUCUAUCGCACAGAUCUGCCACAGUUUAGAGAUCUUUCUGGGCUCCACUGGUGACGACGGGAGGCUACGGGGCUGAGCAGCCGUAAUUAGAAACAGGGUCAGAGAACAAACAUGGUCAUUAUUAAAUUUAGGAGCUGGGUAAAACCUCAGGACAAAACACAAACAUGUUUACUCUGGCAGGUUUGGAUGAGCUCGGACACGCUGGCCAGCGAGGUACCUAAAAAAACAAACAGAGGAUGAUGCUUUUGGACAAUACCAGGCCAGCUUCCUAGAAGUUCCCUGAGUGCAUAUUAAGACUACAGACCGUAUCUACACUGCUCUGCACUGUAACAGCACCUAGCCAUGUCUCAGGGGUUUUAUAUCAGUAAGACUGUCGCGGUAAUCGCUGCUGUUGUGGGCAUUGCUGCCGCAGUAACCAUUUUUGGCUUGUCAGUGGCCUAUUCUAAACAGAAGCCCCCUGCUGGAGGGGAAGGAGGGGGAGAGGGAACACUGGUGGCUCCCACUCCACCCCCAGAGCCGAAAGAGCCCUGGGAGAGGUACCGUCUACCGGACACUCUGUCUCCCGUCCACUACAACAUCACCCUGUGGCCUCGUCUGGAGAAGGAUGAACACGGCAUGUACAUCUUCACGGGCCACUCUACUGUGGACUUUGUGUGUGUGAAGACGACUGACCUGAUCCUCAUUCACUCCCACCAGCUCAACCUCACCAAGUUUAGCGGACAUCAUGCAACACUGACUGGACUGGAUGGUGCAGCUGCACCAACUAUUAAGACAACAUGGCUUCAACAGAAGACACAGUAUCUGGUUAUUCAGCUCAACGGCAAAUUAGUCCCAGGAAAGUCCUACCAACUCUACACCAAAUUUCAGGGAGAGCUGGCUGACGACCUAGAAGGCUUCUACCGAAGUGAAUACACUGAGAAUGGCAUCAGAAGGAUUGUCGCCACUACUCAGAUGCAGGCCACAUACGCCAGGAAAGCGUUCCCGUGUUUCGACGAACCUGCCAUGAAGGCCAUCUUUCACAUAACCCUGAUGCACCCACCUGGGACCAAAGCUCUGGCCAACAGCCGGGAUGCUGAAAUCAACACUGUAUCCCUGGAAGGAAAAGAUGUGCUCAUCACCACGUUUGAGCCAACCGAACGCAUGUCAACGUACAUCUUGGCCUUCAUCGUGUCUGACUUCGGCAGUAUCAAGAAGGACGAAACGGGCUCUACAACAAUGGUUCGUAUAUGGGCCAGGAAAAAAGCGCUGGAAUUAGGACAAGGGGACUACGCCCUGAACGUAACCCUACGCAUGCUGGAGUUCUUUGAGCAGUACUACAACACCAGUUAUCCACUCACAAAAUCAGACCAGGUGGCCCUCCCCGACUUCAACGCUGGGGCCAUGGAGAACUGGGGACUCAUCACUUACCGAGAGACAAGCCUCCUGUACGACCCCCACACGUCCUCCGAAGGGAAUAAGGAGAGAGUUUUAACCGUCAUCGCUCACGAACUGGCCCACAUGUGGUUUGGCAACCUGGUGACUCUGAGAUGGUGGAACGAUCUGUGGCUAAAUGAAGGCUUCGCCUCAUACGUGGAGUACCUCGGAGCCAACCACGCCGAACCAUCUUGGCAUAUCAAAGACAUGAUUGUGCAGGGGGAUGUCCAGAGAGCAUUCGCAGUGGACUCUUUUGUCUCCUCGCACCCGCUCACCCGUGGUGAGGAGGAGGUUAACAAGCCUGAGGAAAUUAGCCAGAUGUUUGACACCAUCUCUUAUAGCAAGGGUGCAGCUGUGCUGAGAAUGCUGUCGGAGUUUCUCUCUGAGCCUGUGUUCGUUAGAGGACUCAGUUCCUAUCUACAUCAGUUUGCUUUUAACAAUACUGUAUAUUCUGACCUUUGGGAUCAUUUGGAGAAGGCUGCAUUGAGCACAGGGUUAAAUCUGCCCUAUACAGUCCAUGAGAUUAUGAACCGCUGGAUCCUUCAGAUGGGCUUCCCUCUGGUUACCAUAGAUACAGCAACAGGAAGCAUCAGCCAACAGCACUUCCUGUUGGACCCUGAUGCUGUGGUGGAUAGGCCGUCCAUUUACAAUUAUGAAUGGAUUGUGCCAAUGAAGUGGAUGAAGAACCGCGUCGAACAGGAUCAACACUGGCUGACUGAGAAGAGAGCCAUGUUUGAGCCAAUGAGAGCAGAAGAAGGGGAGUGGAUCCUGGCCAACCUCAACGUCUCCGGCUACUACAGGGUUAACUACGACCUGCAGAACUGGGAGCGCCUCUUUGCUCAGUUGAGCUCCGAUCACCAGGUAAUCCCCAUCAUCAACAGAGCUCAGAUAAUAGAUGAUGCCUUCAGUUUGGCAAAGGGUAGGAUCCUGAGCACCACAGUGGCUCUGCGGACGACCAAGUACCUCAUGCGGGAGCAAGAAUACAUCCCCUGGCAGGCGGCAUUCAGCAGCCUGUACUACUUCUUUCAAAUGUUUGAUCGCACUGAGGUCUACGGAUCCAUGCUGGCCUAUCUGAAGAAGCUCGUCAGACCCCUCUAUGUCAAAUUCACCACGUCUGACCGGCCCCUGAGCCACACUAUGGUAUACACGAGGGGCCUUGCUGUCUCCCUGGCCUGCACCACUGGAGUCGCAGGGAGCAAUGAGCUGGUUCUAGGUAUGUUCCACCAGUGGAUGAAGGAACCGAACAACAACAGGAUCGACCCCAACCUGAAGUCCACCGUGUACUGCAAAGCCAUCGCUGCCGGGGGAGAGGAGGAGUGGGACUUUGGCUGGGAGAUGCUCAGGAACGCCACCGUGGCCUCCGAGGCGGCCAGACUCCGCUCUGCUCUGGCCUGCACCAAAGUGCCCUGGCUCCUCAACAGGUACCUAGAGUACACAUUGGAUCCCACUAAGAUCCGCAAGCAGGAUGCCACGUCUACCAUUGGCUACAUUGCCAACAAUGUCGUGGGCCAGUCUUUUGCUUGGGACUUCUUCAGAUCAAAAUGGGACUAUAUCUUUAAGGAGUUCGGGGGUGGAUCUUUUUCCUUCUCACAUCUCAUCACUGCUGUAUCCAGAAGGUUCUCUACGGAGUUUGAGCUUCAGCAGUUGCUGGAUUUCAAAAGGGAUCACCCUGACCUUGGCUCUGGGAAAGCAGCUUUAAGCCAAGCCAUAGAGAAGACCACAGCCAACAUCAAAUGGAUGGCGGAGAACAAGAAACUAGUGAUGGACUGGUUUGACACUGAGUCUGCAUGAUAGGACAGCAGAACUGUGUGCUGUGCUCCCGCCGUAUCUCAACCGGAACUGAACCGGAUCUCAGCCAGCUCUGAGCCAGCUCUGGCUUCACUCAGCUCCCGAGCCUGUGGCUAGCUACACGUUUCUAAAUGGUGUUUGUUUUCUCCUGUCAGUAUGGGAGAAGUGACAUUGUGCAAGGCCUUGUGACCUAAUAUGCACUUGUAUGUGUGUAAAGAGGCAAGCACUUCCUCUAUUUGACAAAGCAGGCUCAGGCUCGUUCUACCUUGUACUUUCCUCUCGUGGGCUGCUUCCAAGCAUCCUCCGCUGUUUUUGAACGUUCGCUAACACCAAGUAACGUUUAAAUCAAAGAGUCUUAAUGGCAUCAGAGGAAUAAGACAAAUGCUUGAGCCAACAUCCCCCAUUCAAAAAGCUUCUCUUCUUUGUAUGACUAUGCUGUUUUAACAUUAUUUUAUAAAAAAAAAAAAAUUAAAAAAAACUGUCCCAAGGAAA